Molecule: messenger RNA, 1545 nt
Organism: Sclerotinia borealis F-4128
Lineage: Eukaryota; Fungi; Ascomycota; Leotiomycetes; Helotiales; Sclerotiniaceae
Source: the annotation of a GenBank genome assembly
AUGACCAAGUUUUUCAACCACGAGCAUAUAGCUUCAUCCAAGCAGAAUCAUUCUUUGAAAUUUCAUCUGUUCCCUUGCCUCCCCCGGGAAAUCCGUCUACAUAUCUGGUCUCUAUCUCUGAGCCAACACCGCUUCAUCCCAAUCUGGGUCAGCAGCACGACUGAUGAUUCCAACCCAGACCAAAAUAAUCGGUCGCGAUUGUACUCUAGUUACAACUAUUUGGGCAAUAUCAUCAGCGGCAGUCAUUAUGAGCUCUCAAUCAAUGAUUCUGUAUCGAAUACAGUCAGCCCAUUUCUAUCCACCACAAUAGAAUCCAGGUCGGCUGCGCUAGAUUUCUUUCACAUAUGCCUACCUAUCGCUCGAGGUCAGGUUAGGAUUAGCCCCGAGUAUGAUGUUUUGUUCUUGCAGUCCUGGGACAAAGAUCCUUCUUUGCUCGCCAAUAUACUCCAUGAUAUCAGAGCAUACGAUCCAAAAGAUGAGGGUCUCCUACAUCUGGCCCUAGCGCACGCAGAAAAGAGUACUUUCUUCAACGUUCCGCAACCCUCCAAUCUACUAUCCGGACAUACUGCGCUUCUUGUUGACGAGGAUUUCGACGCAUUCCUGCAUCAUGAAACGAAUGAUGAGGUGCCAUAUGAUCCUCCUGUGGAUAAAGGUGAACAAGAUGUGCAAGCUGUAUCCCCACAAGUCACAGACAACGCUAUGAUAGACGACAAUGAAACAGGUGCCUUUCACGAUGAAACACUCAGCUUCUUGACCCGUCAGAGUCGAGAACGUAGUGAUAAUUUCCCGAGUAGCGUAAGUAAAAAAAAAGAUGACAUUCACUCCAUAGCCACCGCAUCUCUCGUCGAUAUACUGAGCAACAAGCUUCGGUCACUGUGGUGUGUUGAACAGCCAAUACGCAAGACGAGAAAUUCCUAUCGCCACCAUCGAACAGCCCAUCAUCGCCCAAUGUCUCCCUUGACAAAGACCUGCCCUACCAUGCCAUCUCUGGAUAGGAUUGAUAGAUCCUACAUUAAGUUCGACUGGCUCGAGAAUGACCCUAGACCCGUCAAGCUAGAUCUGAAACAACUGCGCUUCAAAAAGGAUCCCCGCCGAUUCUACCAUAGCUGGCGCGUCCUCGAGAAGACUCUAGGUGUGCAGCAUACUGUCCCUUUCCAAAUUUAUGUUUGCGUAGCAACACAGAUGUCACCGCUCGAAGAGUCGGAACUAGAAAAGAACGUUGCGCGAUACACAUCAACAAAUCCUGCAGUACGCCAGAUAGUCAACCGCCACCACCAGGCUGACCUGGCUGAGUCGGAGAUUGGACCCGAGUUACCAGUUCGUGACUUCGGCUCUCACCUGCAGGUUUCUGGACCUGGCUGUUUGCGUAAUGACGAGAGUUACACGCAGUUGGAGAAAGACGCUACGACGACGAUUGGCAUGUGGAUUUUUCCUGGAGAGGCGUUUGGGAUAGUCGAUGAAAAUAACGUCAGUGAGGUAUACGAACGGGUGAAUGUGCGUGCCAAUGUGUCAGACCUUCCUGGUCUUGCAGUACUUGACAUCUGA